GUGACUGUUAAUGGUGAAAGGGUUCAUAUCCCCUAUUCGAGCAGUUUGUUUGAAGUCACUGUCUAUGGAGCAAUAAUGCAUGAAAUCAAGCUCUCCCAUCUUGGACAUAAUCUCACAUUUACUCCAAGAAACAAUGAAUUUAUUCUUAAACUUAAUUCAAAGAGCUUUUCUUCAGGAACACAAGGGCUUUGUGGGGUGUGUGACCAGAACCACGUCAAUGACCUCACGCUCCGUGACGGCUCUGUCACUCCUGACAGCAGCCUGUUCAUCCGAAACUGGACCGUGGAGGAGCCAGGGAAGAUCUGUGAAAUCCGGAGAGAAGAGAGAUGCUCAGAGCACGCAGCCAGCCACUGCCACCUCCUGCUCUCCCAUCAGUUUGCAGACUGCCACAGGGUAAUCUCCCCAGACGUCUUCUACGAGGCUUGUGCAGAGAGCAGCUGCUACGAGGAUGAAGCCUGCGAGAUGAUCAAUUCCUACGCUCACAUCUGCAGGGAAAACGGGGUCUGCAUCGACUGGAGAACACCCCAGUUCUGUCCAAUGAAAUGUCCCACAUAUUUGACAUACGAUCACUGCCACAAAGCCUGCAUAAAGUACUGUGAGAAUAGUACCAAACUCAGUGUCUGCAAGGAUUAUCCCACAGAAGGCUGCUUCUGUCCAGACGGACAGGUGAUUUUUAAUGACAGCUGUGUUGAUGAAGAAGUCUGCACACAAUGCAUCAGUGAAGAUGGCACACCCCAUCAGCACAUGGAAACAUGGAUUCCUGCCAACGAGCCUUGCAAGAUCUGCACUUGUCUUGAUAACAAGAAAAUAAGCUGCAUGGUCCGACCUUGCCCUACUGCCAAACCUGUUCAGUGUGGUCCCUGUGAAGUCCCUCGUCUGCACAGGGACUCUGGCCAGUGCUGCCCUGAGUACGAGUGUGUCUGUGAUCUGGUUUCCUGUGAUUUGCCUCCUGCCCUUGCCUGUGAGUUUGGCCAGCAGCUUACUCUGACCAACCCUGGGGAAUGCAGACCAAACUACACAUGUGCAUGUAACAAAGAAGCGUGCAGCUUAGUUCCAAGACCCUCCUGCCCGCCCCAUCGAGAGCUGACUGUUAAGAAGACCGAGUGCUGUGAUAGAUAUGAGUGUACCUGCAGCUGUACCAACUCAACUGUGAGCUGCCCUCUGGGUUAUCUGUCCAGAUCUUCCACCAAUGACUGUGGCUGUGUAUCCACCACCUGUGUUCCAGGCAGGGUGUGUGUGCACAACAACAUAGUCUACCCCGUUGGGACAACGUGGGAAGAUGGCUGCAAGGAGUGCUCUUGCACUGGUGUGAGGGAUGAUGUUACAGGACUGCAGAUGAUGGAGUGCCACAACAAAGCCUGUAACACGAUUUGCUCUCGGGGUUACAAGUAUAUUGUCCAAGAAGGAGAAUGCUGUGGGAGAUGCCAGAAGACUGCAUGUGAGGAGCAGCUCUUCUGGUCUCGGGGUGAUGCAGAUUCUCGUUUGCAUGAG
Messenger RNA from Merops nubicus (carmine bee-eater), 1491 nucleotides. Its product is annotated as von Willebrand factor-like. Gene Ontology annotation, cellular component: extracellular matrix. Lineage: Eukaryota; Metazoa; Chordata; Aves; Coraciiformes; Meropidae. The record is from RefSeq and is a predicted model, not a curated record. Gene Ontology annotation, biological process: blood coagulation; cell-substrate adhesion. The transcript is spliced from 9 exons. Gene Ontology annotation, molecular function: protein binding. The annotation marks the transcript as partial.